UUAGAGUAACGAAAGUGUUUUUAAGGAACAAAAAAAGUGUCUCAUUACACAACAAUGUCACUUUCACAUAUUUUCAUUUUUCUCUUCUCUCUCACACUCAUUUCCACUCGAUUAACAACUACAAAUGGAGUUUUCUCACAACAAUCCAACAUCAUAUUACCCUCAGAACAACAAAGAACAGAGAAACUAACACAUGUUCAUUUCUACUACCAUGAAAUUAGAAACAAUAAAAACCCUUCCUUAGUACAAAUCAUUAAUGCACCAAAAAAUGUGCCUAAUGGAUUUGGUACAACUUUUGUAAUGGAUGAUGCAAUGACUGAAGGGCCGGAGUUAAGUUCAAAUGAAAUUGGAAGAGCUCAAGGGCUAUUUGGUCUUUCUUCACUUCAUGAUCUUGGAAUGUUUAUGUUGACAAAUUUUGUUUUUAAGGAAGGGAAUUUUGCUGGAAGUAGUCUUAGUAUGUUGGGAAGGAAUCCUAUUAGUGAACAAAAUAGAGAAAUGCCUAUUGUUGGUGGAACUGGUGUUUUUAGAUUUGCUAGAGGAUUUGUUAUUGCUAAUAGUGUUAAUUCCAUUUCUACCCCUGAACAUUUUGUUGUUGAGUAUAAUAUUACUGUUUUACAUCCCUAAAAUGCCCUUUUAAAGUCAUGAUCUUCUCUAACUACAUACAGGUUUGACCGCAUGCGAUCUAAAUUCAGAUUUAUAUGUAUUUUGACACUUAUAAAUUGGGUUAGAGAUAGAUGGGUGCUAUUAGUAAUUUAGUAGCAUUAGUGUUAAUAAUGCUUCAGCAACUUUGGUUGUUAGUUUGUUGUAGCUUCAUGAGAUUUUUAGUUUUUUUAAAUCUAUUUUAAUUGAUAUAUUUUGUCUUGAUAUUCA
Molecule: messenger RNA, 870 nt
Organism: Trifolium pratense (red clover)
Lineage: Eukaryota; Viridiplantae; Streptophyta; Magnoliopsida; Fabales; Fabaceae
Product: dirigent protein 21-like
Exons: 1
Coding region: 55-624 (189 amino acids)
Source: RefSeq, a predicted model, not a curated record